This is a messenger RNA of Manis pentadactyla (Chinese pangolin), 3925 nucleotides long. RefSeq names its product oxytocin receptor (gene OXTR). The record is from RefSeq and is a predicted model, not a curated record. Gene Ontology annotation, molecular function: oxytocin receptor activity; peptide binding; vasopressin receptor activity. Gene Ontology annotation, cellular component: membrane. NCBI's taxonomy places the organism in Eukaryota, Metazoa, Chordata, Mammalia, Pholidota, Manidae. The coding region runs from base 377 to 1540 and encodes 387 amino acids. Gene Ontology annotation, biological process: maternal process involved in parturition; positive regulation of vasoconstriction; G protein-coupled receptor signaling pathway. The transcript is spliced from 3 exons.
UCCUGACGCUGCCCGCCCUCGGCGGUGCUCCUCUUUAGUCUUCUGUCCCUACCCGGCGAGCCGUCAGGCUUCGGGCUAGGGCUAGGGGGUUCCAGCCGAGGCUCCGGAGGCUGAGACCUCAGCAUAGUAUCAGACUGGGCGCCACCAGCAGUCACCCCAACCUGGGCCCGGGAGCGCACGCGUCUUUGGAGCCGUCUGCAGCGUUUCAACUUCCCCAGGGAGCCAACUUUAGGGUGCGACCCAGAAGACCCUCCCGUGGAGUCUCAGCGAGUGGAACCCAAGGAGCCCCCAGGCGCGCCGGGACCGCGCGUCGGGCCGCACCCUGCCGCGCCUUAAAGGGCCGGAAGGCCAGGGGCGCUCGGCGGCCGCCACGGUCAUGGAGGGCGCGCUUGCGGCCAACUGGAGCGCCGAGGCGGUCAACGGGAGCGCGGCGCCGCCGGGGCCUGAGGGCAACCGCACGGCCGGGCCGCCGCAGCGCAACGAGGCUCUGGCGCGCGUGGAGGUGGCCGUGCUCUGCCUCAUCCUCUUCCUGGCGCUGAGCGGCAACGUGUGCGUGCUGCUGGCGUUGCGCACCACGCGCCACAAGCACUCGCGCCUCUUUUUCUUCAUGAAGCACUUGAGCAUAGCCGACCUGGUGGUGGCCGUGUUCCAGGUGCUGCCGCAGCUGCUGUGGGACAUCACCUUCCGCUUCUACGGGCCCGACCUGCUGUGCCGCCUGGUCAAAUACCUGCAGGUGGUGGGCAUGUUCGCCUCCACCUACCUGCUGCUGCUCAUGUCGCUCGACCGCUGCCUCGCCAUCUGCCAGCCGCUGCGUGCGCUACGCCGGCGCGCCGACCGCCUGGCGGUGCUCGCCACCUGGCUGGGCUGCCUGGUGGUCAGCGCACCACAGGUGCACAUCUUCUCGCUGCGUGAGGUGGCGGACGGCGUCUUCGACUGCUGGGCGGUCUUCAUCCAGCCCUGGGGGCCCAAAGCUUACGUCACGUGGAUCACGCUCGCCGUCUACAUCGUGCCGGUCAUCGUGCUCGCUGCCUGCUAUGGCCUCAUCAGCUUCAAGAUCUGGCAGAACUUGCGGCUCAAGACGGCAGCGGCAGCCGAGGGGCCCGAGGGCGCGGCGGCGGGCAGCGGGGGGCGCGCGGCUCUGGCACGCGUCAGCAGCGUCAAACUCAUCUCAAAGGCCAAGAUCCGCACAGUUAAGAUGACUUUCAUUAUCGUGUUGGCCUUCAUCGUGUGCUGGACGCCAUUCUUCUUCGUGCAGAUGUGGAGUGUCUGGGACACCGAUGCGCCCAAGGAAGCCUCGGCUUUCAUCAUAGCCAUGCUCCUGGCCAGCCUGAACAGCUGCUGCAACCCCUGGAUCUACCUGCUCUUCACCGGCCACCUUUUCCACGAACUGGUACAGCGCUUCCUCUGCUGCUCCUCCCGCUAUCUGAAGGACACCCGGCCAGGAGAGACGAGCCUCAGCAAAAAAAGCAACUCGUCCACCUUUGUGCUGAGCCGGCACAGCUCCAGCCAGAGGAGCUGCUCACAGCCGUCCACCGUGUGACCAGCCUGGGUCGGGACUGCCUCCCUGGGCUCAGAGUGUGCUGACACGGGCAGUCUGCCCCGCGGUGGCCACAUGUGGUUGUGAAUAAGGUACCUUUCAGUUCGUAUGACUCCAUACCUCGGGGUAGCUCGAGUGGGGUGGGGAGGAGGUCUCCAUGGUGGAAGACGAUAGGGUGAUCGACCAUCAGACCGUCCCUGGGUCUCCCCAGGCUCCCACAGUACUUCUGCCCUGACCCCCACUGCUGCCCUUGGCUGGUGGAUGGGUUGUCUUUUUAGUCCUGGACCUAUAGUUUCACUCCCAUAUCUUUUAACUCCUUUUUUCAGGGAUCUUGUGAAAGGUGGUAAAUAUAGGAUUGGUGACCAAUUGGGUGAAGAAGCCUAGUGUGCUGAGCCUGGCAUAAAGGGACCUCAGAUGGGGAGGGUGGUACUAAUAUCCCCCUCACCUCAAGUGCAUUGUCUUUGUGUGGACCGAUCCUAGCAUCCUUGGGUACCAGCUUGUCAGAAGGGGGCCCUAGGAACAGCGGAUUCCCUCCUGAGACCAUUUGGCACGAAACUUGGGUUAAAAAUGCUUAAGAAGCUAAUUUUUAGAAGGAGUUUGGAAAGAAAAAGAAAAGUCCCCUAAAUUGAAGAAGUGAAACUUUCUGCGGGUGACAUGAUUCUGUAUGUAGGAAAUUCUAAGGAAUUCAUAUCCACACACAUGCACCCACAUGCCCAUCAGAACUAAUAAAUGACUUCCGCGAGGUUUAAGGGUAUGGGGUCAAUAUUAAAAAAAUCAAUUGUAUUUAUUUAUACUAACAGAACAAUAUUGAAAUGAAAUUAAGAAAUAGUUCCAUUUACAAUAGCAUCAGAAAUUAUAAAAUUUAAUACAUUUAAUGAAAUAAGACUUACAACUUGAAAACUACAAAAUGUCACUGAAAGAAAUUGAAGAAGACUUAAAUAGAAAGACACUCUGUGUUCAUGGAUCAGAGACUUAAAUAUUGCUAAGAUAACAAUAUUCUCUAAAUAGAUCUACAGAUUCGGUGCAGUCCCUGUCAAAAUCCUAGCGUGCUUCUUUGCACAAACUGAUCCUAAACUUUGUAUGGAAAUGCAAGGGACCCAGAAUAGCCAAAUAAACCUCGCAAAAGAGGAACCAAAUCGGUGGAUACAGGUGGAUCCACUUUGAGGUUUCAAAACUUAGUUCAAAGCUACAGUAAUCAAAAGAGUGUAGUACUGGCAUGAGCCUAGACAUAUAGACCAGUGGAAUCUCAAAGAGAAUACAGAUAUAAGCCCUUAAAUUUACAGCCAAUUGAUUUUUGAUGUGUGACAAGAGAAUUCAAUAGGGAAGAUAGUCUUUUCAACAGUGUUGAGACAACUGGAUAUCCACAUACAAAAGAAUGAAGUUGGACCCCUACCUCACACUAUAUACAAAAAUAAACACAAAAUGCAUCCAAGACCUAAAUGUAAGAACAAAAACUAUAAAACUCUUAGAAGAAAAGACAGGCAUAAAUCUUUGUGACCUUGUGACCUUGGAUUAGACAACAGUUUCUUAGAUAUGACCCCCAAAAUCACAAGCAAAGGAAAAAUAGAUAACUUGGACCUCAUAAAAAUUGGGUGAAAAACUUUUGUGCUUCAAAGGACGGUAUCACAAAGGUGAAAAAACAACUUGCAAAAUGGAGGAAAAUAUUGGCAAAUCAUAUGCUUGUAUCUGAAAGAUAACAAGAACUCUUACAACUUAGAUAAGCCAAUUUAAAAAGUGGGAAAAUAUUUGAAUAAACAAAUGAGUAGACAUAUUUUCAUAUCUUAUCCUUGGAAGAUAAACACAUGGCCCAUAAGCACACUUAAUAUUAUCAUUAAGGAAGUUACAAAUCCUAGUGAAAUACCACUUCAUACCCACUAAGAUGGCUAUACAGUCAAAAAGAUGGGCGAUAACAGGUGUUGGCGAGGCUGUAGAGAAGCUGGAACUGUCAUGCCUUGCUGUGGGAGCGUAAAAUGGUGCAGCCACUUUGGAAAAUAGUUUGGCAGUUCCUCAAAAAGUCAAACAGAAUUACCAUAUGAGCCAGAAAUGCCACUCCUAGGUAUUUACUCAAGAGAAAUGAAAUCAUAGAGAUACACAAAAACUUGUACAUAAAUGUUCAUAGCAUCAUAAUUUAUAAUAGGCUAAAAAUGGAAGUAACCCAAAUGUCUACCAACUGAUGAAUGGAUAAAUAAAACGUGGUAUCUAUACAAUGGCAUAUUACUGAAUAAUAACAAGAAAUGAAGUAGUAAUUCAUGCCUCACAUGAAUGAACACUGAAAACAUUUCUAAGUGAAAGAAGCCACAACAAAAAGCCACAAAUGAUACGAUUCUACUUACAUGAAAUGCCCAGAUGUGGCGAAUCUCUAGAGACAGAUUAUAGAACAGUGCCUGC